CCCCGGCACCACAGACACCCUCCCCCGUCUUCACUGGCAUCAUUCUGCACUUCCCCGGCCGUAUGGUAUUCUACCGAUCUUUCCUUUCUUCGCACUGGGUGGGCAUUCACAUUUUCUACCGCAUUUGUCGCAUCCGUAACGGGAUCUCGAGACCCCCCUUCGACUUCAACGACUCGCUCUGAUUUUAGCAUCGCGGGCGCGUCUUCAAUAUUUCUUCGUCCUUAUCCCCCUUCGCCUCCUCCUAUCUGCCUGAGCAUCUCGCCUUGCUCAACUCAAUUUUUUCGAUCGCUACUCGAGCGAGGAGUACAGGAUGGAGUCUCCCGCGUAUCCAGAGUCCCCCAUGGACCAGGAUGAUAUCCCGUUCCCUUGCAAGGGCUGUGGAGAGAUUCUGGAAGAGGGCAAGGCUUUCGAACUUGCGGGCAAUCGAUGGCACAUUGAAUGUUUCUGCUGCAGCACCUGCGGUACCCUUCUCGAUUCCGACGCACACCUACUACUCCUCGGAGACGGAUCGUUGAUUUGCAGUAACUGCACAUACAGCUGCAGCUCGUGUGGAAAUAAGAUCGAGGACCUUGCCAUUUUAACGGGCGAGCAAGCCUUCUGCGCACAGUGCUUUCGAUGCCGGAAUUGUAAAAGGAAAAUUGAGAACCUGCGCUAUGCUCGAACCUCACAGGGUAUAUUUUGUAUGGACUGCCAUGAAUCACUCAUGCAGCGGCGGAGAAAGAGAAAUCGGAAUGUUCCACCCUCUAGGAAACAGCCCCCAGGGAUAAAACUAGACAAGUCACUUCCAUCCUUGCCUUCAGAGGAGGCCGAACCGAGAUCUCACGGCUCGGACGAUCCAGCUGCCGAUGCUUAUUCCGAUACGACUCCCGAUGCGACAUUGCGAGGAGCUGCGCCUGCGCUGGACGCAGGAAGGGGCAGAAGCUCGUCUGCUACUCGCGCGCCUGUUGAUAAUCAAGAUAACCUGAUCCUCCCUUCGAGCACUUACCGAAGCAAUCGACACUCAAUCAUCCCCCAAACCGAAGUAGAGAGCGGGGGGGAGUUCCUGAUUCCUGUCGCAUUUGACCCCUCCGAAGAACAACGCCCCCCUCGCGGACAGUUACCUUCCACAACUUACCAAAAAUCGCCUCAGGAAUCGGAGACUUCGUCUCCGCAUAUUGCGUACCAGGAGAAAGGCCGGGAUCGCGUCGACCUUGACGCGGCACGUUGGCGUCAGGAUGACCUCGCUAACGGCUUAAAUACUGCCAGGUCGGCAUCCGCUCGCAGUUCCAGGUCAGACCUGGGUCGCAAGGAGACCAGCACUUUCUCCACACCAAGCCCCGAAAGCACUAAAUCAGCGACCGCUCAGAGAGACGGCUUAGCUUCAGACUUCCAGAGGGCUGCGGGUGACAACAUUGCCACACUCCCGAUUCGACCUUCUCAUGAGCUGCGUCGGUUGCACGAGACCACGGGGUCGGUUGACUCAUCGCACUCAUUCUUAUCCUCUUCGAGCAUACAACAUCCCAAACGGGCCGACUCCCUGGAGGGUAGGCUGCAUCAGGCCCCAAGAAAGGAAGUCGGCACGUCGCCUCGCCCGCCGUCCGUCACCCCCAGCGACCAGUGGAGCGAAAGAUCUACAGACCGGACGGGUGCCAGCAAGAGUACUCCGAGGACCGGUGAAUCCGCCUGGACUCCGCGCAGCGAAGUGAAUGAACCGCCUAAACCUCCCGCGCGACCCAACUCAAUCAGCACUCUUCAACAGGUCGAGGCCUAUCGCCAAACUGAUGGUGCAGGUUCUCCAUCGUUACUGCGGUAUAGUGGCGGAGCGGACUUCACUAUGGAGGAAGAUAUGGCCCGAAUUAUGGGCUCUGAUGACGGAAAUUCUACGCAGACAAGCGAGUCCUUCCUCCGACGCGUCUCCAACUCCGUGCGCCACGGCCGUUCCUACAGCGACAAAGGAUCUCGCCUCUCAAGGGAUGCCAAAUGGCCCAAGUCACCUGUCAAUGGAUCCGCUGCGAUACCCGAUCUGGCAAGCAUCUCUCCCGAGAAUGCGGGACCGGAGGAAGUGGCGUGGCUGCGGAGCGAGCUACGCAAGGAACGGCAGCGUGUGUUUGAUCGGGAGCAGAAGAUUGCUGAGAUGGAAGCGAUGCUGAACGCAAGUGCAGAUGUCAAGCAGGUGAACACUGAGCUGCACGAAAAGCGGUCUACCAUGGUGGUCUUAGACGCCCAGAAAGAGAUUGCCAUGCGCGAGCUCUCAGUGCUGACCGAUCAUCUCGAGGCCGAAAAGCGUGGAGGCGGCGGCUCUCUCGACCUUGGCAAGCUGACCAACCAUGUCUUGAGGGAGUUUGUGGAAUCUAUUUCGAAGCUGAAAGAGACCUUUACACCACAAAUCGAGGAACUGGUGCAGAAACGUAACGAGGCUGCAGAGGAAUUGGCGAACCUGAACCGUAUGAAAGACAAGAGCUUCCAGGAAUUCGAGCAGUUGUCCUCGAAGAAUGCCCAACUAGCGGAACUGAACAACCAGCUGGUGCAUCAGAUCCAGGAGCUCUACAAGGCCAACCCGACUGACGGCCGCGGUGCCAACGGUCUUGGUAUCUACUCGCAUGGCAAGGAGAAGUCGUUGUCCGCCAUCGAUGCUCUGAAGGCGGCCAACAGCGAUUUGGUUCCUACGAUAGCAACGACGAACAUCUCAGAAGAGGUGGAACCCGCCACGGCUACGAUCGUUCCGGGUCCCCAGGUGGUUAGCAUCCGAAAGGGACAGCCUCGCAAGUUUAACUGGAAGAAAGGAGGCCAGAACGUCGCCAAGGGUGUUACCAAAGGCCUCAAAGGUGCCUUUAUGUCCAGUGAAAACGCGCCAGCAGAGGGCAACCCGGGUCUGCCACGCUCUCAAACGCAGGACCCCAGUCGCCCCGGAUUUGGUUUCUUCGGUAACCCGCGGAGCAAGCAAACAGGACUCCGAAUGCCGCAAACCGAGAGUGUCCCAGUCCUGGCUGAAGCUACUACCCCUGGAGGACUUUUUGGUACCGAUCUGGAACAGCGUAUGGAGCAGGAGAAAAGCAUCAUCCCUGCCAUUAUCACCCGCUGUAUCCAAGAAGUCGAACUACGAGGCAUGGAUAUGGAGGGUAUCUACCGCAAGUCCGGCGCCAGUUCUGCGAUUCAAACCAUUCGAGAAGGCUUUGAGCGCUCUCCACAGGACUACGAUAUCUCCGACCCUGAUCUCGAUAUUCAUGCCGUGACGUCCGCUUUGAAGCAAUACUUCCGCAAGCUGCCCAUGCCGCUUAUCACGUUUGAUGUGUACGAGAAAGUCAUUGAUUCGGGGGAGAUCGCUUCUCAGUCCGCUCGGAUUGAAAGCCUACAGAAGAGUCUUCGGGAUCUGCCACGCGUUCACCAGGAUGUGCUCGAGUUCCUGGUGUUCCACUUGAGGCGCGUGGUUGAGCGUGAAAAGGAGAAUCUUAUGACCAGCCAGAACAUCGCUGUGGUGUUUGCUCCAACCAUCAUGCGGCCCGAGAGUCUCGCACGGGAGAUGACUGAUGUGCAAAAGAAGAAUGAGGUUUUGAAGUUUUUAGUCGAGAACUGUCAGGAGAUCUUCAUGGGGAUGCAAGGGUAGAAAGCCCGUCUCGUCUCGUCUCGUCCUCUGCCAUCUCCGGCCUGGUCCAGGGUGAGCGAGGAUGAUGCGGACGGCGUUCUUCCCCCCUUUCUUUUCCUUCUUAAUCGCUCUUCCCCU
Aspergillus sclerotioniger CBS 115572 is the source of this 3700-nucleotide messenger RNA. Its product is annotated as putative Rho GTPase activator Rga. Gene Ontology annotation, biological process: regulation of GTPase activity; signal transduction. The record is from RefSeq and is a predicted model, not a curated record. Bases 311 to 3583 code for a protein of 1090 amino acids. Gene Ontology annotation, cellular component: cytoplasm. Lineage: Eukaryota; Fungi; Ascomycota; Eurotiomycetes; Eurotiales; Aspergillaceae. The transcript has 6 exons.